Lachancea lanzarotensis is the source of this 2823-nucleotide messenger RNA. RefSeq names its product LALA0S10e03906g1_1 (gene ALY2). The coding region runs from base 1 to 2823 and encodes 940 amino acids. Gene Ontology annotation, cellular component: cytosol; cytoplasm. Gene Ontology annotation, biological process: ubiquitin-dependent endocytosis. Lineage: Eukaryota; Fungi; Ascomycota; Saccharomycetes; Saccharomycetales; Saccharomycetaceae. Gene Ontology annotation, molecular function: protein-macromolecule adaptor activity; ubiquitin protein ligase binding. The transcript has a single exon. The record is from RefSeq and is a predicted model, not a curated record.
AUGGGUGGAGACCUAGAUUCGAUCAAUUCGCCGGUUUUUCCGGCAGAAAAGGAUCUAGAUAUUCCGGAAAACGCUCAUCCGUUGACCCAAACAACCACCAUCCAGGUUUAUGUCCAGCUGGCUGAGCCAGCAGUGUUUUUGCAAGGGUUUGAAAAUCACCAGUGGGAAGAAAGACCGCCGGGUUUGCUACGUGGGUCUUUGAUUCUCAGAGUGCUCAAACCCAGUAAAAUCAAGUCCAUAGACCUCACAUUCCGCGGAGUCUCCAAAACCGAGUGGCCAGAAGGCAUUCCGCCCAAAAGACAAGAAUUUCUGGAGUCUCUGGACAUCGUGAACCAUACGUGGCCCUUCUUCCAGCUGGAAAAUAAUCAUGUGCUCAACAGCAGCUCAACGGACCCGGACCAUUUGCUAAAGGGCAGCUGGGCUUCUGUGUACCGUCCGUUGAAGAAGAAACACGACAGUGUGAGUGCCAUAAAUCUCAACGCUACCACUAGUCCUAGUUCUCCCAAGGCACAGGGUUCCAAUUUCCUGCCCAUCACCGGAAUGUUGCGCAAAGUCACCUCUCCGGACGGUCAUAGCAGCCGGCAGCGAGCACGAUCGAGCGCUAACGCGCUAUCUGACCUACUGGGAGCUCCCCAGUCCAACAAUAGCGACAGCGGUUCUAUUUUUUCCAAAUCUUCUUCGCCAGGGACUGAACCUUUCAUAUUUCAGCCUGGCGAAUACGUUUACGGAUUUGAGCAAACCAUACCGCUUUCAUGUCCAGAAAGUAUAAUUGCCUCUUUUGGGUCUGUGGAAUAUUCUUUAAUGGCGUCUAUUGAACGAUCAGGUGCCUUCAAGUCAAAUAUUCAUGCAAGGAUGCCUCUCGAAGUUAUCAGAUCGCCAUCCGAUUCUUCCGUUGAGGAAACAGAGCCAAUAGCGAUUUCUCGCGAUUGGGAAGAUCAGCUCCAUUACGAUAUCGUCAUUGCCUCAAAGGAUAUUGUACUAGACGCAUUUCUACCUAUUGCUUUCAACAUCACACCUUUGGAUAAAGUCACGCUUCACAGAGUAAGAAUCUACCUUACAGAGACAAUGGAAUACUACUGCAAGAACAAGAAGGUUCACCGAUUGGAGCCAACCAAGAAAUUUUUGCUUGCUGAGCACAAAGCACCACCGCUCGAAAACUUACCAACAGGAGCUAGCGCAGUAAAGGCGAAAAAUCUGGGGAACAUGCUAUUGGAUGAAUACGGGGACUUAGUAUCACGGGAAUUUGAGUAUCAAGUGUUUAUUCCUGAGAGAUUAAAUGUACAACAGAAAAUCCAUCCUGAUACAUCGUACCAAAACAUAAAGGCCAACCAUUGGAUCAAAAUUUGCCUGCGACUCUCUCGUUUAGUUGAUGGCAAGCGUAAGCACUAUGAGAUCAGCAUUGAUUCUCCAAUUCACGUUCUGAACAAAUUAUGUUCUCACGCCAACACUUUACUCCCCAGUUAUGAUACUCACGUCUUAAUACCUGGCACUGACUGCUCCAAAUUUGGGGACCUUAAUGUAAAUGUCUACCAUGUCUCAAAUCUUUAUUUUCCAAAGGAAGUGUUGAAUUCACCAAUAUUGUCCCCAGAAGUCCAACCCUUAGAAGAACGUGGAGCAUUUUCACCGCGCUCACUUACUCCUGUCAGACAUGGAAGCUCAGGUUUCAGUCUUCACCAAAAAAAAAGCGAUGAACAUCAAAAAACUGUUGACGAUUUUCUUUUAAAUUCUCCAGAGCUAAAGUCUAAUGUGUAUCAGCCCGGAAAUUUGAAGCCUGAACUUCUCUCUCCGCAGGCGAUUCCACUUUCACCAAUAACCUCUCCUCUUACAAGACCGAUCCACAUGCUUCGGAAUCCUAGUUUUGAACCACCCGCCUUUGACGCUAAUCUCCCGCCCCCUCCUCAGUUCAGUCACAAGGACCCUUACUCUGACGCCCCCAUGGACCCACCAACUUAUGACGAAUCUUUGAAAGCAAAGACUCGUCGAACAAAGGCGUCGAAGCCCACAUUUACCAUUACUGGCGCCGAUGGACAUAGAGUGGAAGACGAGAGAGCGAACCAUGGGGAGAACAGAAGUUCUGAAAAGUUAGAUGGCGACAUCGCCGCAUCUUUUUCAUUUAGUGGAGUGCCUCCGGGGUCGCCAGAGCUUCCUAAUGCAGUUUGGAAAUCCCAGCCUCCCAAGGUGAAACCUUCGAGCUUCGUACUGAGCGCUAGUAGGCGAGGCAGUAUUCAAGACGCUUUACCUUCUACUGUAAAGAACUCUAGCGAGUCAUUUAACGAUAUGAGUAAUAUAUUCAGUCCGUCGCAGAAAAUUGAAGACAACAAUCCAUCUAGAAGCCAGUCGUCUUCAGUGGCUGCGUCUCCCAGAUCUUCUGUGGACACUGCCAGGGGGUACGUUUCUCAGGAAGGAACGUCAAAUAAUAUGGCCCCAUUGCUGAAUUACCAAACAAAUCAAACUAUGGACACUUUAUUACAGUCCAAAGAGUCUGUCACUGGUUUGGAGGACACAUCAACCGAGGCUUCAGUGGAUAUCACCGCUUUAUAUGAUAGAAAUUCGAAUAGCUGGCACCCACUUCAAAAUGAUGUACCUGGCUCACCAGAUACCUCCCGAGAAUACAACUUAGGAUUUGUCGAAGGGAAUAACGUUUUUGAAGAUUUUAGGUCUGCUUUCAAAAUUCCUGCUGGAUCGGGGAAGUUGAAAUCGACUCACAAACAGUUGCAGGAAAUAGCCAGUACUAGUUUCAACAAUGGAUCUGAUACGAGUCCAGGGACUUCUACAAUGAGCAGCUCCGAUAAAACUAGGAAUACUGACCCUCCCUUCACGUAA